Molecule: messenger RNA, 7167 nt
Organism: Myiozetetes cayanensis
Lineage: Eukaryota; Metazoa; Chordata; Aves; Passeriformes; Tyrannidae
Gene: GAB2
Product: GRB2 associated binding protein 2
Exons: 10
Coding region: 79-2121 (680 amino acids)
Source: RefSeq, a predicted model, not a curated record
GCCCGCCCUUCCUCCAUGGGCCGGCGCGGCCGGCGCUGAGCGCCAGGAGGCAGCGCCCGGCGGCGCCCGGCUGCCGCGAUGAGCGGCGGGGAGGUGGUGUGCUCGGGCUGGCUCCGAAAGUCACCGCCGGAGAAGAAGUUGCGGAGAUACGCAUGGAAGAAACGCUGGUUCGUCCUGCGCAGUGGUCGGAUGAGUGGUGACCCCGACGUUCUGGAGUACUACAAAAAUGACCACUCCAAGAAACCUUUGCGUGUUAUCAACCUCAAUUUCUGUGAGCAAGUGGACGCGGGCCUGACCUUCAACAAGAAGGAACUGCAGGACAGCUACAUCUUUGACAUCAAGACAAGUGACAGGACCUUCUACCUGGUGGCUGAGACUGAGGACGACAUGAACAAAUGGGUUCGCAGCAUCUGUCAGAUCUGUGGCUUCAACCAGUCCGAGGAGAACACAGACACCCUGAGGAGCAUUGCCUCCAUGAACCACGCACCGCGGUCCUCCCCGGCAGAGCUCAGCAGUGCCAGCCACCACCUGCUGCGAGAGCGCAAGUCCUCAGCACCGUCCCACUCCAGCCAGCCCACCCUGUUCACCUUCGACUCACCUGCCAGCCACCUCCAGAGCACCCUGUCUGCCAGUGCCCCCCAGGACUACCUUUUUCUCCACCAGUGCAUGAGCAGAAAGUCAGAAAAUGCAAGGAGUGCCAGCUUCUCGCAAGCCACACGGUCUGCCUUCUUCAUGCGGAGUGACACAGCAGUCCAGAAGCUCUCUCAGGGCAAUGGGCACUGCGUGAAUGGGGUUGCUGGGCAGCUCCAUGGCUUUUACAGUCUGCCAAAACCCAGCCGGCACAACUCGGAGUUCAGGGACAGUGCGCACGAUCUCCCACGCGCCUUUGGCUCCUACACCCACCCCAAGUCAAGCCUCACCAGCUCUGAAACAGAUAACGAGGAGGUCUACACCUACAAGACUCCCAACAACACCCUAUGCAAGGAGUUUGGGGAGCUCUCCACGGACUCCUAUGACAUCCCUGCCACCCCGCUCUCCAUCUACCAGAUCCCCAGGACAUUUACACUGGACAAGAACCACAAUGCUUUGGCUGUGGCUGCCAGCGACUCACCCGCUGCACCACCCCCACGGCCCCCGAAACCUGGGCAGACGGAGCCACGGUGGGGCAGCCCGCCCCAGCGGCUCCAGCCCAGUGAAAAUCUAGGUCUGGCCCCCAUGGCAGCCACCAUUCCACGGAGAAACACACUGCCUGCGGUGGAGAACAGCAGAUUGCACCGAGCUUCUUCUUGCGAGACGUACGAGUACCCCCAGCACGGGGGCAGCAGUGCCGUGCAGUCGGUCGAGUCCAUGAACGAUGGAUACAACUCCUACCUGCAAGCCAAGGCGGCAGUGGCCCGCUCCCACAGUACCGACUCCGAGGACAACUACGUCCCCAUGAACCCUGGUUCCUCACCCCUAAUCCAUGCCGAGAAAGCCAACGACAAUGCCCAAAACCUCUACAUACCCAUGAGCCCUGGGCCGCAUCACUUUGACCUGGUGGGGUUGUCCUCAGCCACCCUUCCUGUGCAUAAAGGAGGAGCCAUGGUGCAGUGUCACAGACGACUGAGUGAAAUCCAGCCCCCACCUGUCAACCGCAACCUCAAACCUGACCGGAAAGCAAAGCCAUCACCACUGGACCUGAGGAACAACACUGUCAUCGAUGAGCUUCCCUUCAAAUCACCAGUCACAAAAUCCUGGUCCAGGCCAACCCAGACAUUCAACGCGGGCUCUCUGCAGUACUGUCGCCCUGUCUCCUCCCAGAGCAUCACCAGCACUGACUCGGGAGACAGCGAGGAGAACUACGUGGCGAUGCAAAACCCCAUUUCUGCUUCUCCUGUUCCUAGUGGUACCAACAGCCCAGCGCCUAAAAAGAGUUCGGGGAGUGUGGAUUACUUGGCCCUGGACUUCCAGCCAAGCUCUCCAGGGCCACACAGAAAGCCCUCCACCUCGUCGGUCGCCUCAGAUGAGAAGGUUGAUUACGUGCAAGUGGACAAGGAGAAGACACAGGCACUGCAGAGCACCAUGCAGGAGUGGACUGAUGUGCGGCAGUCCUCGGAGCCUGCCAAGAGCGUGAAGCAGUAGUGCCUGCAGCAGGCAUCAAACCAGGCCAAUGUCCUGUCAGUUUUCCCCAGCUCCUCUUGGGCUGGAUUUCUAAGACUUGUCUGUGGAGGGAAGGGGGUCUCAUUAUUUUUUUUUCUCUUAAAACAAAACGAAACUUAAUUUCAAGGGAAGACUUGGCGGAUACUGUUUGCCAGUGAUAAAGACCAACUGUGUUCGGUGGCUAGUUUUGUGCUUUAGCUGCUGGAUGCACUAUCCAGGAACUUCAACUUAGCAAUACCAGGUUUCACCCUACACAUCUUUUGCUUGCAGCUGUCAAAGCCACCUUGUAUGUGCUAACACUGCAUCAUCUCUCCCCAUCUUCUUCCAUACCAUACCCCAAACCAUGCCAUGCAGGUUUGCAGCAUCUCCCAUGGGACAUCAUUCUCAGCUCUGAUUCUCCAUUCCUUACGGUUGUCCUCUUCUCUGCCUCAUCCCAAUCCCAAAACUUAGCAAGGACCGUUCCUUUUGAAAUCACUUUUGCUGUCUGAUCUCUUGUAAAUAAUAUGCUCCAAACCUCUGAGGGCUGUUCUCCUCCUGGUCAGAACUGCCCCUGUGGUUUUGGUUGGGAUUGUUAACUUUCAGAAGCUUGAGGAGCAUCCACACUGUUGGCAUUGAGCUGACUUAAAAGCCCAGGAUUUACCCCAUCGUGCACACACAGACAUGCUGGUACAAGCUCACACAAGUUUGUUGGGGUGUCUUCUGAUGAUAUUUUCCGUCAUCUCUCAAAGUCAAUGGGCUGGAGAGAUUGGCUUUGGAAGGUAGAAUUUAAGCCCUGACCUACUACCUAUCUGAAAUCACUUCCUGUGAAUCUGAUUCCAAGAACCAAAAUCUGCCCUUUGUGGCACCAAAAGAAGCCCAUGUAGUGAGAGUCCUACAUCUGUGGCCACUGUGAGAAGCUCUGAGGGGUGCAGGGAGGCUCUGGAGACCCUGUGUGUCUGGACUGGUGUAAGGAUGGGAGUGACAAGAAGGGAGUGGAAGGCUGCUGCAAGGACUGGGAGAAGGCAGAUGGAGAGGUUGGUCUUGAGUGAGGAAGUCUGGUGGAGCGUUUCUUGGAAGAAAGAAGGAGAGUAAUUGAAAUGUUGGUUGAUGGUGAGGUCAUAGGCUUGGGAAGAGGCUGGUCAGGACAGUCAGGGCAAGGUGUUUCAAUAUUAGCUUUAACAUAGCAUUAUGGUUGGUUUGUGGAGGGUCCAAAAGGCUGGACUGUUUUCUCCUCAUGUUCAGCAGUGCUCAACACAGAAAUGAGGCUUGCUGACAUUAACAACCCUACACUGUGACUAUGGGUGGGAAUCUGCUGUUGCCCCUUGCCAGCAUCCUUAACACAUCUGGGCUUUGGGAUCACUCUCCAGGCAGCUGCUGGAUGCAGAGAGACAAGAAGGAUGAGACAGUUUAAUGCAGAGAUAAUAAUUCAUGAUCUCAUGAAAACAGGAAGGACUUAUGAUUACCAUGGAGCAGCCUGAUUGCCAGACAGCAAGCGCUGACACGGAUAAGCAGGUUGACUGCAAACCGAGAGCCAAAUGAAGGAGACAUUAGAAAGAUGAGGUAAUAAUAUUUAUUAAAUAGCUGGAGCUUUUCCUUCUGCAAGCUGAACCUCUCCCAGUGCCAUGAGCUCUGUGUUCCACCAAACCCACCAAGUUGUAUUGAUUAUUAAUACUUAAGUGUUAACACAUUUGUUUAAUCUUGGUUUGAGUUUGGAAAGGGCCAGACGUGACCCACAAAGGGAUGAGAUACCAGUCCCUUAAAGGGUAUGCUGGUAAAAUAACUUUUGAACUUACAACACCAUUUUACAUUUUCUUCUUGCAUGCCAUGAAAGGGAAGGAUGUUAAUGGAAAAGCUCUGACAACCCAUUUAAGGCAUUGAAGUGUUGGGCUUUGACAGAAAUAAUGAAGCAAAUAUCCUAAUGCUCAUGGUAAAAAUAAUAACCACUAGAAGAAAAAAAAAAACCCAAGGGGAAGAUUUAGCACAGUCAGAUGCUUUCUGAAGGUCAGGGAGUGUGUUACAGCCUGUAAGGGCCAUUGCCUCUUGUUGGGGUCUUGCACACUUGUCUGGUGAGAUGAUGAAGACUGGAGUACCCCUUUUGUCACUGCACCUCGCUACCGUGGAAGUGGGCAGGCAAGGUGGAGGCAGCAACAGUAGUCAUUUCUGAUGGUGCAGGGGCUUGAGACACAAUGGGUUUGAUUGAAACACAAUGGGUUUGGAUGCAGUUUGCUGAGCGGGUGCCCUGUGCUUCUGCACUGGGACUAGGUGCAUCCAGUACCCACUCUCACAUAUAAUCCAAAGUGUUAAUUAAGACUGAAAAGGCCUUUUGUGAUACUGGAGAGACUAGGCCUCUCUCUCCACAUUUCACAGAUGUCUGUAUUUGUUCACAGGGCAAGCAUUGGCAUGGGAUAGCACUUUUCCCAGGCUCAGAUCCCCUGUUUUGAUGAUUUGCUCUCAUGAGCAUUGCCAGUAACUGGCCCGUUGCAUUUGGCAGACCAAGGACCAAAACAGCCCAAAAGUAGCUAUUUUACAACUGCUGGUUGCUCGUCCCUCUCUGCUUUGCAGUGAAGUCUGUGUUCUCACAGAAACAGGUACGUUUCUCCAGUUUUUUCCCCUGCUAUGCACCAAGCAAACAGCACCUCCAAACUGAGUAGCUGCCCACAGACUCUAUGCCUUAUAGACAUGACUGUAUCAACCCCUCCUGAAAGCUGUUAAGUAAUCAAUGGCUUGAGUGGAAAUAGUCAUCUGUGACGAUUGCUGAGCUGAUUACAGCAGUCCCUGAUGAUUAAUGUUUGUGCAGUAUUUAGUCUUAAACCAUAUUGAAAAGCAGCUGCUUUAAUUACAUGGACUGCCAAGAACUUUGUCCUGAAGGCAUUGAGUUUAUCACAUCCACUCUAUACUUGGAUGCUCAAGUAUGACUGACUCUUUUGUUAGAAAUACGCAUUUUAGGAAGCUGAGAACAUUGCAAAUUAUUCAUUUUAAUUGCAAUUAAAAUGGCUUGAGCCUUCACGUCAGAGCCUGCUCUACAGCUCUACAGUCCCAUUUAGAAAAGGGAUGUGCUUGCAUGUGUGUGGCAGGACAAGCAUCAUGACCUCAAUUAUUUACUUCUUAUGAAGCACCAGGGCCAUGGCUUAAAGCUUUCCCCCAAGCUUUAAAAUUUCUAAGCUGUUGGGUUUAAAGGCAAAAGUCUCCAAAACUGUGUAUCCCUUGCUGUGAGUGUGCAACUGCUGCACACUGUCUGGUGAGUUGUGCCUUGGAGUUGAUUUGCUCUGAGCUGACAUUUGAGUGUUUAGUGUGAAAUACAUUUCCAGCUCUAAAUGGAUGCCAGGCUUAGGCUUAGUCUCAAGUUGGGGAAAGAAAAUAUGUGUGAGUGCAGACUAUGCCAGGGCAAAGCUGAGAGUCUGGCAGAUAAGGCUAAAUACAGAGCCAGAACCAAAAGGUAGCUAAGGCUUGGGUUGAUGGGGGCUAACUAGGAUAGAUUUGGACACUGAGCGACAAGCCACUGACAAGGCUGAUAUAUGGGGGAACAUGUGGUUGGAAGGAGAGAAGGCAGGGGAGUUUGCCAGCAUGGCAAAUUCUAAGAUCUAGUGAUUCUAGGAUCCUAGUCCCUUGAGCAUACCAGGAAGAGUUGGCUUUUUGGCUACCCAUUGAUCAUGGCCCCUUGGGAGGGUUAGAGCUAUGCCCAGGUCUUAUGUGGUAUGGACUUUAGUAGGAAGAUGUUAAAAUAGUUCCCAGGUCCUGUCUGAUCUUUCUGGCCUAGGAGGUAAGAGAAUGGUUUUCUCAAGUCAUGCUUGCAUUGUGUUGAUGUUUUCCCACCUGAUGAUGUAAAAGUUCCAUUCCAUGUAAAAGUUGACAGUCACCCACAUUAUGUGCCCCAUUGAAGAGAUCCUGUCUGGAUGAGAUGGGUACAGUGGGGCUGUGAUUAUGGAGAAGCCCCAUCUGUAACAGGAAGGGGGAAGAGCAAAGCCUAACCCUGACAUCAGUCAGAGAACAUGCAUGGACAUCAAAGAACUGUCAAGAAAAUCAGAGGGACCAGUCCAGCAUCAACUCACAAGGGCCAAUAAACCAAUUUAGGCCCCUGAUGAGUCUGUGUGCCUGUCUUCUCUGCCAAACCUGCCCACAUGGAUGCAAUGAUCUUUUAGCUGUUAAUGAGGUUCUUGCAGGUAGAGACAUGCACCUUUUGGUCAUGAUUUCUCCUUGGUGUCCCAUCAUUGUAGUCACAAUUUUAUCUCCUUGUUCACAACUCCUAGUGUUGUACUGUUGAUCAGGUUGUUAAUUCAGUAGUUGAUAUGUAGCAAGGUGCCACCAAACAGCUACCCUCCUUCCAACCCAUGGCCAGCUGGUCCCUUUGGACGUGGUGGCUGAAGCACGUCUCAGACAGAGGAAGGGAGCAGGACCCUGGGCUCCUGUUGAAGGGAGCCUGUUGAAGAGUUCCUUAGGGUUAGGAUCAAACCUUUAGAGUAGUUAUAUCCCUCUCAACCCAGCCCUUGGCAAAGUCAGCGUGUCCCCAGUGACUUUGGGCAUCAUUGUGUGGGAACAGACGCAGCCAAAUUAGGGUAGUUUUUUCCAUUUGUCUCUUAACCUGCUGCGAGGAGGGGCCGGAGCCCCGGCUGUGAAGCUGUUGCAUCGGCAGCCAAUUCGCAGGGACAUUUUGUGUGUUUCAAAGCCUAUGACUGUUCUUAAAGAGGAGUAUUUUUAAUUUUUUGAUUUCCAUUUGUAGAAGGAAGGAAAAGAGUAAUUUGUGGCAAACUGUACAGUAUGUGUCUUCUUGUGGUGUCACUGUUUGAAUGGUUAUUAAGUUUUCCAAUCACUGUGGACAGCUAAUCACUUAAGUUAUUAAUUUAUUCUUUGGGGGUUUGUUGUUUGGUUUUUUUAAAGGUAAUUUGAAACAAUUAUUUAUCCUGUAAAUCGGUCUUGAGUGAAGCCUAGAUAAUACUUUUUUUGCUGUUAAUAAACAUGGUACAUGCCUGACGUGAAGGUGAUCUCAUUUUUAAGUACUGUAUAUGCAACGGGAAAGCAACGGGAAAAUAAAAGAAUGAUAAUAAAAAGACA